AUGGACGAGCAAAGAUCGAAAGCUGUCACUGAGGCUUUUGUAAAGUUACACAAGGGCUUAUUUAUCUACAGAGAUCUCCGGCUAGUUCAAUGGGACUGUCUUCUAAGAAGAGCUUUGUCUGCGCUUGAGGUUGAGCAUAUUGACAUCAAAGAAAGAACACCAAUGAAAGUUUCUGGGUAUGAGAAGCUAGUAGAGUUUGGUUUUAUCACUUCGUUUGCUUACCCUCUCGAGAGAGGAGAAGGUCAGUUUGUUGUUGUUGCUAGUACUAGGGUGGAAACAAAACAAUGCUCGGUGAUACCGCCAUUGCUGUACAUCCCGAUGACGCAAGAUACAAGCAUCUUCACGGCGAGUUUGCUGGGCAUCCAUUCAAUGUGUUGA
Arabis nemorensis is the source of this 378-nucleotide messenger RNA. The record is from the annotation of a GenBank genome assembly. NCBI's taxonomy places the organism in Eukaryota, Viridiplantae, Streptophyta, Magnoliopsida, Brassicales, Brassicaceae.